AUGGCAGUCAGCUCGGUCCAAAAGAAAGCGCCUCAUACAUGGGAGAACGAUGGCCGAGAUGUCGCCGAUCUGUGGAAAGAGGCCCUCAAAGCCUACAAGGGCAUUGUGGGGUUCGACCUCGAGCGCAAAUUUGAAAACGUUGAAGUGAUGAUUGCCCAAGGCACCAAAGACAUGGAAAACUUCCACAAGUUCCGUCACAAUGACAAGAAGGUGGACAAGCUACGAAGCUUGUUUGCCGCGAACCUUGACCUCAUUGAACAAGGUGCCCAACAACUGUUCUCGGCCGCUGCACCGGCUUUUCCUCCAGCCGCGGCCAUUGAGAAGUGGAUCACGAAUUUUCUUCAAGGCGAGGACAGCGACCUUGGGGGAGCUCGCAAGGACAUGGACCUGAAGGUUCAGAAUCUUCAAGAAGCAACCGAAUUUGCCAUCCUUGAUAACACGGAAGAGCUAAGAGAUAUGGCCAUAGAGCUGAUGGAAAACCAAAAGUCGCAUACUGCGAUGCUCAGGGAACAGAUGCAGGUCAUGAGCUCCAUUCGGGAUACGACCGAAACUAUCCGAAGUGACGUUACCAAGCUGCUCAGAGUCAUCGAGGACCAACAGCGGGAACCUAAAAAGGACCGUAAUAGUGACCAACGAGGCAAAUCAUCCGAGCAGAGCAAGCCACCGUCGGCCAGGAGAAUUCGCAACCUCUUACUCGAGGUCGAGGGCGAAGAUCACGAGUAUCACGUCUUGAGGGAAACCAUGGUUAAAGACACUUGCACUUGGGUUUUCCUGCAGCCUGAGUGGGAGGAAUGGCUGCGAAGGAGCGACGACGAUCACUCGGUCUUAGCCAUCACCGGACCACCCGGCUCAGGAAAGAGUCACAUUGGAUUCACCGUAUAUGAAAGACUGAUGCAAAAGGCUAAGAGCGAUGCAUCUAACCAGACAUGUGCUGCUUAUUUCUACUUCCGAGAGCAGUCCAAGAGUCUCUCUUCUUUUGUCAGUGCGAUCACAACCAUCAUAAAUCAAGUUGUGGAGCAGAGCGCACCUCUUUGCGAGUUGAUCAACGCAGAAAUCAUCAAAGACGAUUUCAGCUUCAACCGAUGGAUUGCUGACAGUCUCGUUCGGAAUAUACUGGCUCUGGCAUUUGGAGAAACCUCUAGAUACCGGCUCUUACUGAUACUCGACGGCGUCGAUGAGGUCGACGAUCUCUCAGAAUUUCUAAACUUUCUGGAAGUUUUACGGGAAAACGGGUUGAAAGUGAAAGUCGCUUUCACCUCCCGACCUGGAGUUUUGACCACUCUCCAGGAGCUUUCACAGCUGCAGUGUAUUAAUGUCACGAAAAAAAACCAAAUAAAGGACAUGAGGGCAAUUUUUUGCAACAAUCUCAACAAUCUAUCUACUCUUCAGAAGUUUGAUCGCUACGUUCAGCAACGCAUUGCCGACAAAGUCGAAGAGGCGUCUUCGAGUAAGUCACUUUACCCGCUUCGUUCCUGA
Messenger RNA from Colletotrichum spaethianum, 1476 nucleotides. RefSeq lists its product as uncharacterized. The record is from RefSeq and is a predicted model, not a curated record. NCBI's taxonomy places the organism in Eukaryota, Fungi, Ascomycota, Sordariomycetes, Glomerellales, Glomerellaceae. The transcript is spliced from 2 exons. The coding region runs from base 1 to 1476 and encodes 491 amino acids.